Penicillium chermesinum is the source of this 522-nucleotide messenger RNA. Its product is annotated as DUF4149 domain-containing protein. The coding region runs from base 1 to 522 and encodes 173 amino acids. Lineage: Eukaryota; Fungi; Ascomycota; Eurotiomycetes; Eurotiales; Aspergillaceae. The record is from RefSeq and is a predicted model, not a curated record. The transcript is spliced from 4 exons.
AUGUCUGACCCACGCCCUUACCACAUUAUCAGCUACGGUACCCUGCUGGGCACUCAAUUCUUCCAGUCGUUUGUCGGUGGUGUUAUCGCGUUCCGCGCUCUGCCGCGCCCUCAGUUUGCCAGCUUGCAGACUGCCAUCUUCCCCGUCUACUUUUCCCUCCAGACCGCGCUGCCCGUGGUAGUCGCCUUGACUGCCAGUAAGGGUCGCCAUCUUCUGGGGCUCUCCGGCCUGACUGCGCCCGAGAACCGCUGGGGCACGCUGAUCCCCCUAGCUACCGUUGCCAUUACCGGACUGAUCAACCAGGUUAUCCUGCGUCCGUUGACUGUGAACAUCAUGCAUGAGCGAAAGCAACAGGAAACCCGUGAUGGCAAGAAGAGCUACGACGCCGGCCCUCACUCGAAGGAGAUGAUCGAACUGAACAAGAAGUUCGGCCGGAUCCACGGCAUUUCCAGUCUUGUGAACCUUGGCAGCUUCAUUGCUACCAUUUACUACGGUGCGGUCUUGAGCAAGAAACUGCAGUAA